GAUAAACAAUGGAAUCCUUGGAUAAAACAAUCAAUAGCUAUCUGGAUGUUUGGCUUGGCCCAAGAGAUCCCAGAGUGAAAGGAUGGCUUCUCCUGACCAACUACACACCUACUUUCAUUUUCUCUGUCUUAUACUUAUUAAUCGUAUGGUUAGGACCAAAGUAUAUGCAGAAGAGACAGCCAUUUUCCUGCAGGGGCAUUCUAGUCAUCUAUAAUAUUGGACUUACGCUGCUGUCCCUCUAUAUGUUCUAUGAGCUGGUGACGGGAGUGUGGGAAGGAGGAUACAAUUUCUUCUGUCAGGAUACGCACAGUGGAGGUGAAGCUGAUAUGAAGAUCAUACGUGUCCUCUGGUGGUACUACUUCUCAAAGCUCAUUGAAUUCAUGGAUACAAUCUUCUUUAUAUUACGAAAAAAUAACCAUCAGAUCACAGUUCUUCACGUCUACCAUCAUGCAACUAUGUUGAAUAUCUGGUGGUUUGUUAUGAACUGGGUGCCUUGUGGCCACUCCUAUUUUGGUGCCACUCUUAACAGCUUUAUUCAUGUCCUCAUGUAUUCCUACUAUGGAUUAUCUGCUAUUCCAUCUAUGCGUCCAUAUCUCUGGUGGAAGAAAUAUAUCACUCAGGGACAGCUGAUUCAAUUUGUCCUGACAAUCUUCCAGACAAGCUGUGGAGCUGUUUGGCCUUGUCGAUUCCCUAUGGGAUGGUUGUACUUCCAGAUAGGCUACAUGAUCUCCUUAAUUAUCCUUUUUACAAAUUUCUAUAUUCAGACUUACAACAAAAAGGCACCCUCAAGAAGGAAAGAGUAUCAGAAUGGCUCUACAGCUGCUGUGAACGGGUACACAAAUAGCUUUUCUUCCCUUGAGAACAAUGUGAAGCAAAGAAAACAAAGAAAGGAUUGAAGACCAAACUAAGAAACCAUUUUGAUAUUCCAGGCAACAACAACAACAAAUCAUCUGAUUGUAAGCACAAUAUGUGUUGUGCACUGAUAACUCUUGACAGCUACUGUAACUAUUCCUGCCUAGAAUAGUAUUGAUUUAUGUAGGACUUUAACCAGUGCAAAACAUCCUAGAAACUAUCCAUAGGCUAAAGCUGAUGAUGCUGAUAAUACUGGGUGGUCACAGACCCAGGGAUAAACUGUGGAAGGGAGUAUUAUUGUAGUAUAUAUAUAUCAUAUAUACAUAUAUUUAUGUAUGUAUAUGUAUAUAUGGAGACACUGCUGUUGCCUUACUAGUCAAUACGAUAGGUGCUGAAUUAUGAUUCACAACUUCAGAACUGUAAUCCAAAUUCAUAUUUUUUAACUGUAGAUAAUGCAUGUGAUUGUAAUUUGUACAAUGAAGUUGUUCAGUUUUUUAAUUUUUAUUUGUCCAGUAGUUUAAAAACACACAUGCCUUAAAUUGAAAUAAAAGCAGGGCCCAAAACUUAA
Molecule: messenger RNA, 1420 nt
Organism: Sceloporus undulatus (fence lizard)
Lineage: Eukaryota; Metazoa; Chordata; Lepidosauria; Squamata; Phrynosomatidae
Gene: ELOVL5
Product: ELOVL fatty acid elongase 5
Exons: 7
Coding region: 9-896 (295 amino acids)
Biological process (GO): fatty acid elongation, saturated fatty acid; fatty acid elongation, monounsaturated fatty acid; fatty acid elongation, polyunsaturated fatty acid
Cellular component (GO): endoplasmic reticulum membrane; endoplasmic reticulum
Molecular function (GO): fatty acid elongase activity
Source: RefSeq, a predicted model, not a curated record